Nestor notabilis (Kea) is the source of this 754-nucleotide messenger RNA. RefSeq names its product PDZ and LIM domain protein 5-like. NCBI's taxonomy places the organism in Eukaryota, Metazoa, Chordata, Aves, Psittaciformes, Psittacidae. The annotation marks the transcript as partial. Gene Ontology annotation, cellular component: stress fiber; Z disc; adherens junction. The record is from RefSeq and is a predicted model, not a curated record. Gene Ontology annotation, molecular function: actin binding; muscle alpha-actinin binding. Gene Ontology annotation, biological process: muscle structure development; heart development; actin cytoskeleton organization. The transcript is spliced from 5 exons.
AGUGUCAUCUGUACAAAAACCUGAUAUUGUUCAGGUACCCAAGGGAGAACCUACAGAAGUAGUUAAGCCUGUGCCCAUUGCCUCUGCUGUUGCACCCAAAGUCACUGCCACGGUGAGCGUGGCUUACAAUAAGACACCAAGGCCGUUUGGAGCCGUAACCUCUUCCAAAGUCACCUCCAUCCCAUCACCAUCCUCCGCCUUCACCCCGGCCCAGGCGGCUGCCGCCCCGGCCCCAUUCGCUGUGCCCGGACUGCAUGUUAACGCCAAGCCUAACGCUGAGCAGCGGUCACCGGUGCUGAGCGCUGCUAAACCUGCAGUUAAUGUCCCACGGCAGCCCGCCGCGCACAAUGCCGGCCCGAGCGCCUCUGCUGGCGACGGCACCCAGGAUGUAGCCGAGGGGCCACGACGAGGAUUCAGAGAAAACCAGGGGGAGAGUAAACAGCAAAAUGGCCCCCCACGGAAGCACAUUGUGGAUACCUACACAGAGUUCUACCACACACCCACCCACAGCGAUGCCAGCAAGAAGCGACUGAUUGAAGACACUGAAGACUGGCAUCCCCGGACAGGCACCACCCAGUCCCGCUCUUUCCGCAUUCUUGCCCAAAUCACCGGCACUGAUCAUAUGAAGGAACCAGAACAUGAAGCUCCAAAGAAGACUAAGGAAAAGGUUCCCAUCCACGUCUUUAGUCCCAAAUAUACAAAAUUACGUGACUGGCACCAUGAAGUCUCAGCACGUGUUCUUAAUGUCCAGUGA